CUACCACAGAACCCUUCGCGUGUUUUGAGACUUGGGGGUAAGAUUUAACCAGUUUUGAUUUGUAGGGAGGCGGUUUCCGGUAGAAACUCCCUGCCACCAAUGCAGAUGAGUCAGCCGGGCUGAGGGUGCCAAGUCUUCACUUCAAAGCCAGCCCUCUCUACCUGAUCAUUCUUAGCAGUUCACCAGCCUGUGGAAUACUCCUAGAAAUGUGUCGGUUUUACGGACCGUAGGAGAGAGCCCCCCGGGGGCAGAGGACUGGCUGGGAUUCUGGAUUCCCAGGCCCAGCGCUGAGUUCCUGUCCUCUCUGGGGCUGAGCACUUUUAUCCCCUCCAACACGAGAGCUCCAACUGGCAUGGAAACAAAGGCGAAAGUCAAAGAAUAAAAGGCUUUUGUAAACUAGUUUGUGCCGGGAAAGGAAAGCUCACAAGGGCGAUUCAUCCCAGCGUGAGCAGUUGACACUGGAUAGGGGGUUUGGAAGUUUCAGAGGGAGAAAAAAAAGUUUCCUCUUAAAAUAGGGGAAAGAGCCAGCCAGCCUCGCCUACAUGGCUGGGCUCCAGGGGGCGGAGCUGGGGCAAAGAUUCUAGUAAGAGUGGACUGGGAGGGGCUGGGAGCAGAGCCACAAGCGAGGAACCUGGGGCCGGCCUCAUCCCUGGAGCUCGGGCUCGGAGUAGCGGCAGCGAUGGGGCUGCGCGCGGCUCUGUUCGACCUCGGCGGAGUGCUGGUGCGUCCCUCCCCGAACGUCAUCUUCAGCCAGACCGAGGAAGCCUUGGCCCUGCCCAGGGGAUUUUUAAACAAAGCAAUUGCUCAAGGAGACCUUGAAAACCCCUAUCUGCGUCUCAUGAGAGGAGAGAUCACAUUUUCACAGUGGGUUCCUCUCAUGGAAGAAGAUUGUAGGAAGCUUUCUGCAGCUUCUGGUUUCUGCCUCCCAAAGCAAUUUUCUAUACAGAAAAUCUUUGAAGAGGUGAUUUCAAAAGGAAAGAUCAAUUAUCCUAUGCUUCAGGCUGCUAUCACUUUGAGAAAUAAGGGUUAUAAAACUUGCAUCCUUACCAACAGCUGGUUGGAUGAUAGUCCUCAGAGAGGUACCAUUGCCAAGUUGGUGUGUUCUCUAAGCAAACACUUUGACUUUAUGAUAGAAUCAUGCCGAAUUGGAAUGGCCAAACCAGACCCAGAGAUUUAUAAGUAUGCUCUGGAGGCAUUGAAGGUGGCACCACAUGAGGCUGUUAUCUUAGAUGACAUUGGAGUCAACCUCAAGAAAGCUCGUGAAGUAGGAAUGGUCACCAUCCUUGCCCAAGAUACUGACAUGGCCCUGAAGGAACUGGAAAAAUCAACCGGCAUGCAGUUUCUCCACCAUGAUGUGAUACAGCCUAUUGCAGUCCAGCCAAACAAUGUUGUCCAUGGGUAUGUCGAAGUUAAGCCUGGUGUCCAGCUGCAUUUCGUGGAGAUGGGCUCUGGACCUGUUGUGAUUCUCUGCCAUGGCUUUCCUGAAAGCUGGUUCUCUUGGAGGUAUCAGAUCCCAGCUCUAGCAGAAGCAGGCUACCGGGUUAUUGUUCCAGAUAUGAAGGGUUAUGGUGAUUCUUGUGCCCCCCAUGAAAUAGAAGAAUAUUCCCAAGAAGUCAUAUGUAAGGAGUUGAUUACUUUCCUGGAUAAGUUGGGCAUUUCUCAAGCAGUGUUUAUUGGCCAUGACUGGGGUGGUAGUGUGGUGUGGAGCAUGGCUCUCUUCUAUCCAGAGAGAAUAAGGGCAGUGGCCAGUUUGAAUACACCCUUCGUUCCAGCAGAUCCAGCUGUGCCUUUUAUAGAGAAGGUCAAAUCCAACCCAAUUUUUCAUUACCAGCUCUACUUCCAAGAACCAGGAGUAGCAGAGGCUGAAUUGGAGAAAGAUCUCACCCAGACGUUCAAAUUCAUGUUCCGAGCAAGUGAUGAGGAAACGUACUUUAAAAAAUCUGUGGAAAAAGGAAUUCUGAAAGAAAAUGAAAAUCCCCCAUGGAGUCGGAUAGUAACCAAGGAGGAGAUUGAGGUCUACGUGCAGCAGUUCAAGAAAUCUGGCUUCAGGGGUCCCUUAAACUGGUAUCGGAACAUGGAUGCAAAUUGGCGAUGGGGCUGUACUGGAGUCAAAAGAAAGAUCUUGAUUCCAGCACUUAUGGUCACAGCUGAACAGGACAAGGUUCUCCUUCCCAAAUUUUCUAAGCACAUGGAAAAGUGGAUCCCCAACCUGACACGGAGAAAUAUUGAGGACUGUGGACACUGGACUCAGAUGGAAAAGCCAAGAGAGGUGAAUCAGAUCCUCAUUGAAUGGCUGAAAGAAGUGGCCAAGAAUCCACACUUGACUUCUAUGCUCUGAUGUGGGAUGUGUGUGUGUGUGUGUGUGUGU
Antechinus flavipes (yellow-footed antechinus) is the source of this 2368-nucleotide messenger RNA. It is a transcript of the gene EPHX2, whose product is annotated as epoxide hydrolase 2. The coding region runs from base 680 to 2338 and encodes 552 amino acids. Gene Ontology annotation, cellular component: peroxisome. Gene Ontology annotation, biological process: cholesterol homeostasis; phospholipid dephosphorylation. Lineage: Eukaryota; Metazoa; Chordata; Mammalia; Dasyuromorphia; Dasyuridae. Gene Ontology annotation, molecular function: magnesium ion binding; lipid phosphatase activity. The transcript has 19 exons. The record is from RefSeq and is a predicted model, not a curated record.